Homarus americanus (American lobster) is the source of this 693-nucleotide messenger RNA. RefSeq lists its product as uncharacterized. The coding region runs from base 1 to 693 and encodes 230 amino acids. NCBI's taxonomy places the organism in Eukaryota, Metazoa, Arthropoda, Malacostraca, Decapoda, Nephropidae. The transcript has 4 exons. The record is from RefSeq and is a predicted model, not a curated record.
AUGCUGUGCCUGGCGGAGGCUAAACUCCGCGUCUGCAUCCUGAUUGCAUACGUCUUCAUGGCCCUGGCGUCCUUCGGCGUUCUCUGCUAUCAGUUCAUCAUCGAUGAGGAAUCCUCCGUCUACUUUGGUAACCUGGUGUCCCCGCCCUGGUCCUGGCCGUUAAAUGUGCUGCAGCACGUCUUUGUUCCGUUCACAUGGGCCGGCUACCUGGUGCCCGAGGCUCUCGUCAUGGUCGCCUCCCACCACAUCGCCACCUACUACCGCUCUCUCAACACCUUCCUCGGCGAACACUUCCAAAAGUGGGUCCAGGCAAGAAGGUCCUCGCUCUUGGCUUAUCGCUCAGACAUGACAACGAAGAAUAGCUUUGCAACCCAAAACAACACCGGCAUAUACAGCCACACGGACCACGAAACUCCACCAUUCCCUAACUCCUUAAGCAUCGCAUCUGUCUCCACCGUCACAUCUGCCUGUGACUGCCACCAACAAGCACAAGAUAGCCAGCGUGAGUACUUGAACAAGUUACGGGAGACGUGGAGCCUGUACGAGGACGUGGGAGACUUCUUGGGCAAAUUCAACGCCCUUUUUUCGCCCAUCAUUCUCAUAAACCUCGCCUCCUUCUUGAUUAUGACCUGCACACUUCUCAUCCCUGUGCUGAAGAUUCACUUAAACGAUGAUCCAAGGAACAAUAAAUAA